AUGUCCUUCGGAAGAGACAUGGAGCUGGAGCACUUUGACGAGCGCGACAAGGCGCAGAGAUACAGCCGCGGCUCGCGGGUCAACGGGCUGCCCAGCCCCACCCACAGCGCCCACUGCAGCUUCUACCGCACGCGCACACUGCAGACGCUCAGCUCCGAGAAGAAGGCCAAGAAAGUGCGCUUCUACCGAAACGGAGACCGCUACUUCAAGGGCAUCGUGUAUGCCAUCUCCCCGGACCGUUUCCGGUCCUUCGAGGCCCUGCUGGCGGACCUGACGCGGACUCUGUCGGACAACGUGAAUUUGCCUCAGGGAGUGAGAACCAUCUACACCAUCGAUGGCCUCAAGAAGGUCUCCAGCUUGGACCAGCUGGUGGAAGGAGAGAGUUACGUGUGUGGCUCCAUCGAACCCUUCAAGAAACUGGAGUACACCAAGAACGUGAACCCCAACUGGUCGGUGAACGUCAAGACCACCUCCGCUUCCCGGGCUGUGUCAUCGCUGGCCACCGCCAAGGGCAGCCCUUCGGAGGUGAGGGAGAACAAGGAUUUCAUUCGUCCCAAGCUGGUCACCAUCAUCCGAAGCGGGGUGAAGCCGCGGAAGGCCGUCCGGAUCCUGCUAAACAAGAAGACUGCACACUCCUUUGAGCAGGUCCUCACCGAUAUCACCGACGCCAUCAAGCUCGACUCGGGGGUGGUGAAGCGCCUCUACACGCUGGACGGGAAGCAGGUAAGACAUGACUCAGGCCCGACUGCGACUCGACAGGCGGGAGCCAGGGACGCGGAGGCUCUGCGCGGCCUGCAGGGGCGUCUGGAAUGUAAUUUCUGA
This is a messenger RNA of Orycteropus afer afer, 822 nucleotides long. RefSeq names its product serine/threonine-protein kinase DCLK1-like. The record is from RefSeq and is a predicted model, not a curated record. Gene Ontology annotation, biological process: intracellular signal transduction; retina development in camera-type eye; axoneme assembly. Lineage: Eukaryota; Metazoa; Chordata; Mammalia; Tubulidentata; Orycteropodidae. Gene Ontology annotation, cellular component: axoneme. The transcript has 2 exons. The coding region runs from base 1 to 822 and encodes 273 amino acids.